Messenger RNA from Actinia tenebrosa (Australian red waratah sea anemone), 1291 nucleotides. Its product is annotated as probable serine/threonine-protein kinase DDB_G0271682. The record is from RefSeq and is a predicted model, not a curated record. NCBI's taxonomy places the organism in Eukaryota, Metazoa, Cnidaria, Anthozoa, Actiniaria, Actiniidae.
AUGAUAAUAAUAAUAAUAAUAAACUNGAAAACUUUAGAUGAAGAAAGAAAGAUACGCGAAGAAGCAGAGAGGCGCCUUCAUGGCAGCGAGCAAAGAUCACAUGAACUCGAGUUGUCUUUGGCUACAGAAAGACGAGAAAAAGUAGAAACAGAGACACGCCUUCGUAGCUUAGAGCAGAGAGCACAUGAAUUGGAGACAUCCUUGGCUACAGAGAGACAAGCACUCGAGGAAACAAAGAGACGCCUUCGCAGGAGCGAGCAGAGAUUAGAAGAAUCUGAGACAUCUUUAGAUCAAAAAACACAAGCACAUCAAGAAACAGAGAGACGCCUUUGUAGCUUAGAGCAGACAUCACAUGAAUUAGAGACAUCCUUGGCUACAGAAAGAGAAGCACAUGAGGAAACUGUGAGAUGCCUUCGUUUAAAUCAGCAGAGAUUAGAAGAACUUGAGACAUUUUUAGUUGAAGAAACACAAGCACACCAAGAAACAGAAAGUCACCUCCAAAGCAGCGAGGAAAGAUCACAAGAACUUGAAACUACGCUGACCACAUUACGACAAACCUAUGAAGCCUACCGCAGAUCAAGAGAGUCGACACGGGAUUGGGUCUUACGUCGGGAUGAAGUAAUACUGUCUGAUAAAGUAAUUGGUAUCGGUGCAUGGGGCGAAGUGAAAGAAGGAACAUUUCGUGGAUGUAAAGUUGCUGUGAAAAACAUUCAUCAGCUUAUUCUAUCUGAUCACAACAGAAGGCUGUUUGAACGGGAGAUGAAUGUGGCUUCAAGAUGUCGUCAUCCUUGUCUUCUUCAGUUCAUUGGUUCAACCAACGAUGACCAAAGUCCUCUAUUUGUGACUGAACUACUGGACACUAGUCUAAGAGCAGUUUUACAUGAUCGUGCAUUAGAACCUCCUGAGAUCACGACCAUAGCUCUGGAUGUUGCCAAAGAGCUAAACUACUUACAUCUCAGCCACCCUGCUCCAAUCAUUCAUCGAGACAUCAGCAGUGCUAAUGUGUUGUUAUGGAAACACGUCACAAUUUGGCGAGCCAAAGUCUCUGAUUAUGGUACGGCCAACUUCCUGCAGCAGUCCAUGACGGUUAGUCCUGGUGCUGUGAUYUACUCUGCUCCUGAGGCACAGACGUCCAGACAAUCACMWAAGGUAGAACCUGCAUGUCGAGCUGUGCCGAUAUACACUUGAACCACAUUAAAGUAAAUGAUAUAUAUAAUUUCUCUUAUUUUCUACAGCUUGAUGUGUACAGCUUUGGAGUUCUGCUGUGCGAGAUGAACGUUCGUGAAAUGCC